AUGUCCAGCGUGCUGACGUCGAAUCGCGGCGAACCCGGCCCGCCGGUCGAGCCUGUCGCGCCCGACGUCGUCGCCGUCGCUGUCGCCGUCGCCGUCGUCGUCGCCGUCGCUGUCGCCGUCGCCGUCGUCGUCGCAUUUGUGCUGAGCCGGGCAGGGAUGCGUGCGGUUGCUGCGCGAGCGCUGCGAGUGCCCAAAGAGCGGCCGUUUGCCUUUGGUAUGGUGUUUUCCGGCUGCAAGACCUCGUUUGCUGACGGCCUGAUCCAAAAGGUGGUGGAGAAGAGGGAGACGAUGGACUGGAGGCGGAACGCCUCGUUUGCGCUCUUUGGCUUUGUCUAUCUCGGAGCCAUCCAGUACGCGCUGUACGUGCCGGUCUUCCAGCGGAUCUUCCCGUACACCACCCAGUGGCUGGCCAAGCCCAUCCGGGCCCGGCUCAAGGACACCCGCGGGUUGCGGACCAUGCUCGCCCAGGUCGGCCUGGAUCAGUGUGUCCACCAUCCGCUGAUGUACUUUCCAGCCUUCUAUGGGACCAAGGUGUUGGUCAACGGCGGGUCGGUGGCCCAGGCUCGGGCCGAGUACGUGGGCAACCUGCCGAGCGACAUGGUUGCGCUGUGGAAGAUCUGGGUCCCAGCCACCAUCAUCAACUUUACCGUCUCGCCGCUCUGGUUCCGCAUCCCGUUUGUGGCGUGCACCUCACUGGUGUGGACAUGCAUUCUCUCGGCCAUGCGCGGGGCCAUGGAGGCCGAGUCACUUGUCGACGAUGACGCCGAUUUUCUGGGCAACCAGGGUCGGGCGCUGCAGGACUCGAUCCGGCUCUUCCAGUAUGAUUCGGUCCACAACAUGCGGGUGGUCAUUUCAGCCGUCGGCCCAGGCGCCGACGUCUCGUUCCUCCCGCGCAUUGCUGGCAUGGUCCAUGAUUUUGGCGGCAACUGCUACGAGUCCAAGAUGAUCCAGCUCGGCGGCGAGGCUGCGUACAUCAUGAUGGUGGCCGUCGAUCGCGGCCACUACGACGAGCUGCGCGAGGCGCUCCUCGCCUCGGGCCUCAACGUCGUCGUGCGUGUGCCUGAGAGCGAGUGGCCGGCUGAGGCUGCAGGCUCGACCGAGUCGGACGCGUCGGAUCCCGAGACAACCGCGGAUGUCUCGCAAUUUAUAGAGCGCAUCGACGCGUUGCCGAGCACCGCACCACUACCCGGCGCAGCCAUCCGGCGCGCCUUCUUCUCGCUGUACGGGCCAGACCGUCCGGGCCUUGUCCGCGACCUGGCGCAGUUCUUUGCCAAGCACGCCCUUGCCAUCGACGAUAUGGACACCGCCCACGCCUCGACGUCUUACGGCGAGAAGUUCACCAUGCGUGGCCAGGUCUCGCUCACGGCCACUGAGGCCCAGCUCGCCGACCUCUACUCUGACCUUGUCAAGCUCCGCGCCGAGCUCUCGCAGUACGACAUUGUGCUCCGCUUUGACGAGCCCGAGCCGUAG
Molecule: messenger RNA, 1470 nt
Organism: Thecamonas trahens ATCC 50062
Lineage: Eukaryota; Apusomonadida; Apusomonadidae
Product: peroxisomal membrane family protein
Exons: 2
Coding region: 1-1470 (489 amino acids)
Cellular component (GO): cytoplasm; membrane
Source: RefSeq, a predicted model, not a curated record